Brassica napus (rape) is the source of this 3584-nucleotide messenger RNA. Its product is annotated as DExH-box ATP-dependent RNA helicase DExH7, chloroplastic-like. Bases 60 to 3365 code for a protein of 1101 amino acids. The transcript has 25 exons. Gene Ontology annotation, cellular component: intracellular anatomical structure. NCBI's taxonomy places the organism in Eukaryota, Viridiplantae, Streptophyta, Magnoliopsida, Brassicales, Brassicaceae. Gene Ontology annotation, molecular function: RNA binding; ATP binding. The record is from RefSeq and is a predicted model, not a curated record.
CUACCCAAUUUCAAUAUUCUCCUCCGCCCCUCUCAGUUCACUGAUCGGAGACGAAGCAAAUGGCUCCGAAGAAGAAACCUCAGAAGCAAAGCAACAAAGCUGCUUCUUCAUCAUCAUCGUCGUCGUCGAAAGCGAAACCUUCCUCAGGUCCCAAGCUUCAGAUUUCGGCGGAGAACGAGGACCGUUUGCGACGGCUCUUGCUCAACUCCGGCCGCACCGCUCCUCCGGCUCCGGCACCUAUCCACAGCGCGCUUUCCAAAAAUCAGAAGGCGAAGAAACUCAAUACUGUCUACGAGAAGCUCUCUUGCGAAGGAUUCGUUGAUGAUCAGAUUGAGCUCGCUCUCUCUUCUCUUAGAGAUGGAGCAACGUUUGAGAGUGCACUUGAUUGGCUCUGCUUGAACUUACCGAGUCAUGAGUUGCCGGUGAAGUUUUCCACCGGAGCUUCUCGCUUUCCUACCGGAGGUGGUUCUGUAGGUGUGAUAUUGACCUCAAGGGAAGAUUGGAAUGAGCCUUCUGACUCUUCAGUCGAGCUCAAGCAGGAGGAACCUGAAGUUUUGGUUAAAGUGAAGGGGAAGCAAGAUGAGGAUGCUCUUCGUUCUGACCAAUCAUCGCAAGCUGAUUGGAUCCGUCAGUAUAUGAGAAGACAGGAGGAGGAGGAAUUGGAAUCUUGGGAAGAUGAGGUAGAUGGUGUUGGCUCCAGCAGGGAGGCAUCCGGUCCGAGGGCUUUUGAUGUGAUUGCUAAAGAAUACUAUUCGGCAAGAUCAGAUGCUAUAAAAGCAAAGGAUAAGCGUGAUAAAAAAGGACAAGAGCAAGCAGGCUUAGCCAUUCGAAAGCUCAAGCAAGAGAUAGCUGCUCUUGGAAUAUCUGAAGCAACGUUAGAAUCUGAAUUUCAGCGUGAGUAUGCUUUCGAAGAUGCUACAGAAAAAGAAAUAGCCUCUCCCAUGCCCGAUACUGUUCAUGAGGCAGUAGAUGCUGACUCUAUUCAGCCGUUAGAUGAACCGGUCUUGGAUGAAAAUCCUGUUGAGAAUUGUGGAUCUGAGGAAAAUCAACGUAAAGAUCUUCCCUCAUGUUCCCCGGGACAAGAAGUAGUUGCAUCGGAUGAUAAUUCAGAGUACUUGGCGCUUGACGAUAUGUUUUCAGUAGAUGUCCCGCAUUAUGAAGCAUCGCCACAUGAACUCUUGGAAUUGCAGAAGAAGGAAAAGAUGAGAGAACUACGCAGUGAGGAAAAUCUCGGGAAACUAGAGGGCAUCUGGAAGAAGGGUGAGGCGCAAAAGGUCCCUAAGGCAUUUCUCCAUCAAUUGUGUCAAAGGUCGGGGUGGGACGCACCAAAGUUCAACAAAGUAACCGGUGAAGGAAGGAAAAUCUCAUAUACUGUAAGCAUUCUGCGGAAAGCCAGUGGACGGGGUAAAAGCAGACAAGCCGGGGGUCUGGUAACUCUUCAACUUCCUCAUCAAGAUGAGGUUUUUGAGUCUAUCGAGGAUGCACAAAACAGAGUUGCGGCAUUUGCUCUCCAUAAGCUCUUUUCUGAUUUGCCUGUUCACUUUGCAAUCACUGAGCCUUAUGCCUCUCUAGUGUUGAUCUGGAAACAAGAUGAAUUGUUUUGUACCGUACAAAGCACAGAAGAAGAUCGAAGAGCUAACUUUGUUGAUAGGUUGCUUGAGGCAGACAGUUUGAGUUUGAACGAUUCGUCGAGUAGCAUCUCCGAUGCAGUUCCUAUGGUAGACACUUACGUCGAAGAAAAAGAUGACCUAGGUCUUGCCAGAUCUAGCCACAGAGCAAAAAGAGACUCUUACAUAGAAGCUACAUGUUUAUCUCUCCAACAAAGACAAGAAAACAAGAAGAAAACACGGAAGUACAAGGAUAUGUUGAAAACUCGAACUGCUCUUCCUAUAUCUGAAGUGAAGAAUGACAUACUGCAUCAUCUGAAAGAAAGAGAUGUCUUAGUAGUAUGCGGAGAAACAGGCUCUGGAAAGACUACACAGGUUCCUCAAUUUAUAUUGGAUGAUAUGAUCGAGUCAGGGCGUGGUGGAUACUGUAAUAUCAUAUGCACACAACCUCGGCGAAUAGCAGCUAUCUCUGUUGCUCAAAGAGUUGCUGAUGAGCGUUGUGAAUCCUCUCCAGGCUCAGAUGACUCCUUGGUUGGUUAUCAAGUUCGUCUUGAAAGUGCAAGGAGUGACAAGACAAGGUUGCUGUUUUGUACUACUGGUAUUCUACUGAGGAAACUCGCUGGGGAUAAAACCUUGAACGAUGUUACACAUAUUAUAGUCGAUGAAGUGCACGAGCGGUCUCUUUUGGGUGAUUUUCUUCUCAUUAUUUUGAAGAGCCUGAUUGAGAAGCAAUCAUGCGAUAAUACAUCGCAAAGACUGAAAGUUAUCCUUAUGUCCGCUACUGUUGACGCAAAUCUGUUCUCAAAUUAUUUUGCUCACUGUCCUGUGAUUACUGCUCAAGGACGAACACACCCGGUUACUACUCACUUUCUGGAGGAGAUUUAUGAGAGCACUAGAUACCUUCUGGCUCCAGAUUCUCCAGCUGCACUCAGAUCGGAUUCAUCCAUUAAAGACAAGCUUGGUUCUGUAAACGACCGUAGGGGAAAGAAGAAUCUUGUAUUGGCUGGAUGGGGGGACGAUUAUUUGCUUUCAGAGGACUGUCUUAACCCGUUUUAUGUUUCCGGUAACUACAACUCGUACAGUGAUCAAACACAACAAAAUCUGAAAAGGUUAAAUGAGGAUGCUAUUGACUAUGAGCUUCUUGAAGAGUUGAUAUGCCACAUUGACGAUACUUGCAACGAGGGAGCUAUUCUAGUAUUUUUGCCUGGUGUGUCAGAAAUUCACAUGUUACUUGAUAGGUUAGCUGCUUCGUAUCGUUUUCGUGGACCUUCUGCAGAUUGGCUUCUUCCUCUGCAUUCUUCUAUAGCAUCUACCGAACAGAAAAGGGUGUUUCUACGACCCCCUGAAGACGUACGGAAGGUUAUUAUAGCUACAAACAUUGCAGAGACCAGUAUAACAAUUGAUGAUGUGGUGUAUGUGAUUGACAGUGGCAAACACAAGGAAAAUCGCUAUAAUCCACAGAAGAAACUGUCAAGCAUGGUGGAAGAUUGGAUAUCUCAAGCAAAUGCAAGACAAAGAACAGGAAGAGCUGGACGAGUUAAACCUGGAAUUUGCUAUUCAUUGUACACACGCCAUAGGUUCGAGAAACUAAUGCGUCCCUAUCAGGUUCCUGAGAUGCUACGGAUGCCAUUAGUAGAACUAUGUCUACAAAUCAAAUUGCUUGGUUUGGGUCACAUUAAGCCUUUUCUGUCGAAGGCUUUGGAACCUCCGAGUGAAGGUGCUAUAGCCUCUGCAAUUUCAUUGUUACACGAGCCAUAGACUUAAGUAAUUUGAGUUUGAAGUAGUGACGGCCGACUAAGUCAGCGAGUGUGUCUUGGACACUGAUGAAACUGCAGCCAUAGAACCACGCCUUGUCCGCCAAUAGUACAAUUGAUGGAGCUACCUUUAUCUUUUUAUAUGGUACUACUGAUGCUAUACUGUUAUAAGAGUUCUGCACAACCAAGAUGCCAGUUUCUUAAUAUUAGACAAUAUUUUUCA